This is a messenger RNA of Acanthoscelides obtectus, 448 nucleotides long. Lineage: Eukaryota; Metazoa; Arthropoda; Insecta; Coleoptera; Chrysomelidae. The record is from the annotation of a GenBank genome assembly.
CUCACCUAGUUUCCUGCACAGAUAUCCUGUUUCCUUCAGACUAGUUAGAAGUAGACCUAAUUUCCAUUUUCGAGACACUUGACACCCACACAAUCGAGUACCCUAUAGAGAACACGACAACUGAAACAAAGUAGCUAAACCGAAUAGAGCUCUGUACGGAGCUUUGCACGCGUAGACAUUCCGCUGCGCCGAUGGUUGCCGAGAGACUGAAGCGUGCGAGUGCUGUACCUCGCUGCGGCGAUACGGUACGGCCGGGUAGUACAGCCACGCCCCUUUCCAGCUCCCACUCCGCGCGUCUGCUCCCGAGGCGACUCGAUGUUUACGUUGACCGGUACGGCACUCACAUGCUUCAGUCUCUCGGCAACCGUCGCCGAAGCGGUAUGUCUACGCGUUCGCAGCUCCAUGCAGAGCUCUGUUCGGUUCAGCUACUUCAGUAGUAGUUCUCACU